AUGCGGACCGGACAGAGAGACCAGACGUAUUCACCCCUCUCGUGGGCAGACAGUGGGCGCUCCGUCCUCAGUCUGAACAUUCGCCACCUGUGGCUGUUCGGACUGUGGCCGCUGCACGACUUCUGGCCCUUCUACCUGUACACCGCCUGCGGCCUCCUGCUAGGCUUCUGGAAUGCCGUGGAAGGUGCGCUGGCCGCGUACUUCUCCUGGGGAGACAUGGACGACACGACGCUGGCGCUGCUCACCGCCAUUACUCAGGGCUGCGGCGCCCUCAAAAUGGUCGUCUUCAUGUACACCAGGCGCCACUUCAGCGCGCUGGUGCGCCGGCUGGACGCCCUCUUGUCGUUGCAGAGCGAGGUCUGCGGCGGCGGCUCUGUGCCGGCGGCCAUCCUGCGCGCCUCCCGGAGGCGGGCGCACCGCACCACGCUGGGCACGCUGCUCUUCAUGCUGUCGCAGUGCUUCGUGUGGUACCCCAUACCGCUGGUGGCGCACGCGGAAGAGCGCCGGCUGCCGUUCGCGCAGCACCCCUGGGACGGCAACAGACAGCACUACGCGCUGUCCUACUUGGCCCAGUGCGCGGCCGGCUUGCUCAUGACGCAGAUCAGCUUCGGCGUCGACUGCCUCUUCGCGUCGGCCAUGAUCCUUGUGGCUGCCCAGCUACAGAUCCUAGCCGUGCGCCUCAAGGAGAUGGCGGUCGUGUCCAGUAUCCCGUGUAAAGGAAAGACCGCAUGCUUUGAGGAAGACCUCCUGACGAAAGGCACCGACCAAAUGUAUAACUCACUGCGCAUUUGCAUCGAAGAUCAUCAGAAAAUCUUACGGUCAGUUUUCUUCAUCUCAGCCUUGCUAUGUACUUCAUUAACAUACUCUUAUUUAUAA
Messenger RNA from Schistocerca piceifrons (Central American locust), 876 nucleotides. RefSeq lists its product as uncharacterized. The transcript has a single exon. Lineage: Eukaryota; Metazoa; Arthropoda; Insecta; Orthoptera; Acrididae. The record is from RefSeq and is a predicted model, not a curated record. Gene Ontology annotation, cellular component: plasma membrane. Gene Ontology annotation, molecular function: olfactory receptor activity; odorant binding. Gene Ontology annotation, biological process: detection of chemical stimulus involved in sensory perception of smell; sensory perception of smell. The coding region runs from base 1 to 876 and encodes 291 amino acids.